Messenger RNA from Salarias fasciatus (jewelled blenny), 2213 nucleotides. RefSeq names its product glycogen synthase 2 (gene gys2). Gene Ontology annotation, cellular component: cytoplasm. The transcript is spliced from 16 exons. Lineage: Eukaryota; Metazoa; Chordata; Actinopteri; Blenniiformes; Blenniidae. Gene Ontology annotation, biological process: glycogen biosynthetic process. The record is from RefSeq and is a predicted model, not a curated record. Bases 1 to 2106 code for a protein of 701 amino acids. Gene Ontology annotation, molecular function: alpha-1,4-glucan glucosyltransferase (UDP-glucose donor) activity.
AUGCCGCUGUCUCGGUCCCUGUCCAUGACGUCCCUGAGCGGGCUGCUGCCGGCCUGGGAGGAGGACGAGCUGCCGGUGGAGGACCUGCUGCUGUUUGAGGUGGCCUGGGAGGUCACCAACAAAGUGGGAGGAAUCUACACCGUCAUCCAGACCAAGGCCAAGGUGACGGUGGACGAGUGGGGGGAGAACUACUACAUGAUGGGGCCGUACUACGAACACAACUACAAGACCCAGGUGGAGGACUGCGAGCCGCCCCACCCGGCCAUCAGGAAGGCCAUGGACUCCCUGAUCCACAACGGCUGCCAGGUUCACUUCGGCCGCUGGCUGAUCGAGGGCAGUCCGUACGUCAUCCUGUUCGACAUCGGCUCGGCGGCCUGGAACCUGGACCGCUGGAAGGGGGACCUGUGGGAGUCCUGCCACAUCGGCCUGCCGCACCAGGACCGCGAGGCCAACGACGCCCUCCUGCUGGGCUCCCUGAUCGCCUGGUUCUUCAAAGAGUUGACGGACUCCCUCGGGGACAAGCCCAACGUCGUGGCCCACUUCCACGAGUGGCAGGCCGGCCCGGGCCUCAUCCUGUCCCGCUCCCGCAAGAUCCCGCUGGCCACGGUGUUCACCACACACGCCACCCUGCUGGGGAGAUACCUGUGUGCCGGGAACGCCGACUUCUACAACAACCUGGGAAAUUUUGACAUUGAUAAGGAGGCUGGGGAGAGGCAGAUCUACCAUCGGUACUGUCUGGAGCGAGCGGCCGUCCACUGCGCUCACGUCUUCACCACGGUGUCCCAGAUCACAGCGGUGGAGGCCAACCACAUGCUGCACAGGAUGCCAGAUGUGGUGACUCCUAACGGACUGAACGUGAAGAAGUUCUCGGCCAUGCACGAGUUUCAGAACCUGCAUUCCACCAGUAAAGUCCGCAUCCAGGAGUUUGUGCGGGGACACUUCUACGGUCAUCUCGACUUCAACCUGGAGAAAACCCUCUUCUUCUUCAUUGCCGGACGCUAUGAGUUCUCCAACAAGGGGGCUGACAUCUUCCUGGAGUCGCUGUCCAGGCUGAACUACCUGCUGCGGAUGCACAGAGACGAUGUGACCGUGGUGGUUUUCUUCAUCAUGCCAGCUAAAACCAACAACUUCAACGUGGAGUCGCUGAAGGGGCAGGCGGUCCGCAAACAGCUCUGGGACACAGCUCACACUGUGAAGGAGAAGUUUGGUAAAAAACUGUAUGACGCUCUGCUGAAAGGCCAGAUUCCCGAUAUGGACACUAUUCUGGACCGAGAUGACUUCACCAUCAUGAAGAGAGCCAUCUUUGCCACUCAGAGGCACGGCCUGCCUCCUGUUACGACUCACAACAUGCUAGACGACACCACAGACCCCAUCCUGGCCAAUAUCAGACGAGUUGGCCUCUUCAACUCCAGGAACGACCGAGUCAAGGUGAUCUUCCACCCGGAGUUCCUGUCCUCCACCAGUCCUCUGCUGCCCAUGGACUACGAAGACUUCGUCCGCGGCUGUAACCUGGGGGUCUUCCCGUCGUACUACGAGCCGUGGGGGUACACACCCGGUGAGUGCACUGUGAUGGGCAUCCCCAGUGUGACCACCAACCUGUCGGGCUUCGGCUGCUUCAUGGAGGAGCACGUCUCGGACCCUACAGCCUACGGCAUCUACAUCGUGGACCGACGCUUCCGCUCUCCAGAGGAGUCCUGCAACCAGCUCACACAGUUCAUGUUCAGCUUCUGUCAGCAGUCUCGUCGUCAGCGCGUCAUCCAGAGGAACCGAACCGAGCGGCUGUCCGACCUGCUGGACUGGAGAUACCUGGGACGGUUCUACAUUAGCGCCCGGCACAUGGCCCUGAGCAGAGCUUUCCCAGAGAAGUACAAGAUGGAGUCCACGGCCUCUCUGAGGACGGAGGGAUUCCGGUACCCCCGGCCCUACUCGGUGCCCCCCUCCCCCUCCGCCUCCAUCCACUCCACCCCCCACCACAGCGACGACGAGGACGAGCACUACGACGAGGACGAGGAGGCGGAGCGCGACCGCGUGAACAUCAAGUCUCCCUUCCUGCUGGACGGAGUCCCUGAAGGCAAGAAGAAGCAGCCGGGGGAGGCGGGGAACUGAGAGCCGGCAGCUCAGCCUGACCCGCAGGUCACUGAGGGUGUUCAGGACUUCAGGGUCCAGAAAACACCUCAGUGGGCCAGUUUCAUUGAAUAAAGUGUGUUGAACUU